Molecule: messenger RNA, 1211 nt
Organism: Cavia porcellus (domestic guinea pig)
Lineage: Eukaryota; Metazoa; Chordata; Mammalia; Rodentia; Caviidae
Gene: Hes5
Product: hes family bHLH transcription factor 5
Exons: 3
Coding region: 108-602 (164 amino acids)
Biological process (GO): regulation of transcription by RNA polymerase II; anterior/posterior pattern specification; regulation of neurogenesis
Cellular component (GO): nucleus
Molecular function (GO): RNA polymerase II cis-regulatory region sequence-specific DNA binding; protein dimerization activity; DNA-binding transcription factor activity, RNA polymerase II-specific
Source: RefSeq, a predicted model, not a curated record
GGGAACGGCCGCGGUGCCCGGACCCCAGGCGCCAGCCCGCCGCCUGCGCCUAUAUAGGGGCUGCACGGCCCACAGCACCACCGGGAGGGACGCUCGCCCACGCCAGCAUGGCCCCCAGCACAGUGGCCGUGGAGCUGCUCAGCCCCAAGGAAAAGAACCGACUGCGGAAGCCUGUGGUGGAGAAGAUGCGCCGCGACCGCAUCAACAGCAGCAUCGAACAGCUGAAGCUGCUGCUGGAGCAGGAGUUUGCGCGGCACCAGCCCAACUCCAAGCUGGAGAAGGCGGACAUCCUGGAGAUGGCCGUGAGCUACCUGAAGCACAGCAAAGCCUUUGCCACGGCCGCUGGCCCCAAGAGCCUGCACCGAGACUACAGUGAGGGCUACUCCUGGUGCCUGCAGGAAGCCGUGCAGUUCCUGACCCUGCAUGCCGCCAGCGACACCCAGAUGAAGCUGCUCUGCCACUUCCAGCGGCCCCCCUCGGCCCCCACUGUGCCUGCUAAGGAGGGCCCCAUGCCUGGCGCUGCACCCCUGCCUGCGCGCCCCUCCUCCAAAGUCUCCCCUGCUGCACGCCCUUCAGCCUGCGGCCUCUGGCGGCCCUGGUGACUUCCCUGCCACCCACUGCCACCACCACAGCUCAGGCCAAGCGGAUGCACCCUUCUCUGGAAGCCCCUUCCCAGGCCAGCAGGCUGGAGAACGCACCGCCUGCAGAGCCGUGGCGUUUGAGGACAAUCAGGGCCAUCUCCUGCCCAGCGUCUGACCCCGUGGGGUUGUUCUGUGUUUGCAUUUCAGCAAGUGACUUCUGGGAAGUCCCCAGCUGCGGGGUUCUAUGAUAUUUGUAGGGCCAGGGGCUGGACCUGCCGGCACCCAGGCCUGUAGAGGACUUUCUUCAAGGCCCGUCACUGCUGGGCACGCACCUGCAGGCGGGCAUGCGUGCCGUGGGCACAUUGCCUUUUGUGAAGGCGGAACUCCAGGUGUAUCUUCAUAGGAAGGUACUCAACCUGGGUACCGGCCCAGAGGCCCACGUGGGCUACAUGGGCGCUGGCUCGCUCUGGGCUGCUGGGGGAGGGUGGGACCUCCACUACGAUCCUUAAAGGAUUCCUCAGUGUGGGUGGGUGCGUGUGGGCACACUUUGUACUUAGAAUUUGAGCUCUCUGUCACGUGGGUGCCCACGGACUAUGAAGUCUUCUAAUAAAAUCCAACUGUCAACCCCUC